UCUGGAGACCCUGUGAAGUUUUAUAUUGUCCGUCGAGAAGAAUUAAUAUGCACAGAAUAGACGCAUAAAAAUAUGCAGAGCAAAAAGGUUGACAAUACAAAGGGAAAUGGCAAGACAUAGAACUGAGAGGGGAGACUUGACUUCUCUGCUUUUAACAUACUGAGGAAAGAGGGUCAUCACUUCUUUUUUGACCAACCUGUUCGGUUUGCCUAGAACUUGCCGGGUUUCAGUUUUGGAAGUCCCAAAUCCCGGAAAACCCUUCGGUCCGGCAACAAUCUGGACCGGGAGGCGCCCUAUUGUGACACACACACACACCCGGCCUCAGGGGCACCCCCAGCCCCUUCCCUGUGUUGCCCCGCCUUCAGCUCCUGGGCCAACAUUGUUGCCUGCGGCACCAGGACGGUCGCCGGGGGCGCUGUGGCGCACAGGCGCAGCCUGGGAGGCUCUCUGGCCUUGGGGCGUCGCUGUUCCUUCCGCCUUCCCGGCAGGCCCCGCGCCGCGCCUGCGCACGCUGUGACCUUUCCGGACAUUGGCCGUGGGUCUGUGCUACGGCCCGAGCCGUUGGUCCCGCGCCGAGAUGCUUCAAAGCAUUAUUAAAAAUGUGUGGAUCCCCAUGAAACCCUACUAUACCCAAGUUUACCAGGAGAUCUGGAUUGGAAUGGGCUUGAUGGGCUUCAUUGUUUAUAAAAUCAGGAGUGCAGAUAAAAGAAGUAAAGCUUUGAAAGGACUGGCUUCCUGAGCUUUGAAGAAGAGACAUUGCCCUGCCGCUCUCACCUUUGCCCCUGCAGGUGAGCUGCUGCAUUCAUGCCGACGUUACACAAGCCCUUAAACAUACUGGGUGUUCUCUAUAGAAAUAAUCAUCCUUGCUUUUUGAUAGUAUUGAAAAAUGUCAUUUAUACCUUUUGACUUGUUAAUACUUAAUAAACUACACUCUCUUUGCUCCUUC
Microcebus murinus (gray mouse lemur) is the source of this 946-nucleotide messenger RNA. Lineage: Eukaryota; Metazoa; Chordata; Mammalia; Primates; Cheirogaleidae. The record is from RefSeq and is a predicted model, not a curated record.